AUGUCUGAGGUCAUCUAUGCUGUGCCUGAUAUGACCAAGAAGGUCAAGUUUAACAGAGGUGAGAUGGAGGAGAGGAUUGUGGAUAUCUAUGUCAGUGCAGACACCCUGAGAGACAGUGAGACCAGCACCAAGAGAGAAGAGACAGCAGACACUGCUCCUAAUAAUGGACCAGGAGACCAGCACUCAGUACAUUUUCAGUGGUGGAAGAGACCCUCUGGAGUUUCUGCAGUGUGUCUGGGGCUGCUGUGUGUCCUCCUACUGGCUGGGAUCAUAGGCCUGUCUGUCCAAUACAGCAACGUCUCAAAGAACUCAUCUGCAGAGAGAGACCAGCUACAGAACAGUUACAACAACCUGACUAAAGAGAGAGACCAGCUACAGACCAGUAACAACAACCUGACUACAGAGAGAGACCAGUUACAGACCAGUUACAACAACCUGACUAAAGAGAGAGACCAGCUACAGACAAUUUACAUCACCAUGACUAAAGAGAGAGACCAGCUACAGACCAGUAACAACAACCUGACUAAAGAAAGAGACCAACUACAGACUGAGAGAGAUUUUCUUAGCGGGAGUAUCCAGGAACAAACCUGUCCUGAAGGCUGGCAGAAAUUUGAAUCCAGUUGGUACUUCCUCUCUGAGACGACUGAGAAAACCUGGGAGAAGAGCAGACAGGACUGUCUGGAGAGAGGAGCAGACCUGGUGAUCAUAAACAGCAGAGAGGAACAGGAGUUUCUCUUCAACCUCAAGAAGAGAGUCUGGAUUGGUCUGACUGACUCUGUUAAGGAGGGGACCUGGAAAUGGGUGGACGGCACCCCACUGACCACAGGGUGAGAGAUGAUAACUAAUCUGUCAAUAAAACAAUCAACCUUU
Molecule: messenger RNA, 870 nt
Organism: Salvelinus fontinalis (brook trout)
Lineage: Eukaryota; Metazoa; Chordata; Actinopteri; Salmoniformes; Salmonidae
Product: C-type lectin domain family 4 member M-like
Exons: 6
Coding region: 1-831 (276 amino acids)
Source: RefSeq, a predicted model, not a curated record